Molecule: messenger RNA, 1327 nt
Organism: Fusarium verticillioides 7600
Lineage: Eukaryota; Fungi; Ascomycota; Sordariomycetes; Hypocreales; Nectriaceae
Exons: 3
Coding region: 412-1275 (287 amino acids)
Source: RefSeq, a predicted model, not a curated record
ACGGGAUGUCUUCUUCAAUCUGUGACAUGGCAAGCGACAGCAAAUGACGAUAAUAACAAAUCUCUCACAGAAAUAGCAAUCAUGUCGGUCGCUGAGUUAUAUAAGGGGAGUAAGAGACAGAACCAGUCGGAGUUUUAUUCCCCCAUCGUUUUUUUCAAGUAUUGAAACUCAAAACGCCACUAAGAUCUUAAAACUCACCUUGUUCUUCACCGAAGUUCACCGAGCCCUGUGGAGUCUCGAAAUCUCAAUCUUCACGACAAUCUUCAUUGAGAGACUCACUAUAAGUGAUCAUCUCACCAUUAUUCUGCAUCUUUCACGCAAGCACCUCAAUUGAUUCAUUAUCUCACUUCAUUUCUACUAAUCUUUUUCUGCAUCUUGACUUGCAUUUCACAUUCAGAGAUUAACUCCACAAUGUCUUCAUCACAGGAUUCUUCAGACUGGACAAGAGUCGUGCGCAAGGGCCGCAAGAACAGACGAAACAACACCGUAUCUCACUCCUCCAGACACGUCAAGCCCCAGACAGAAGGUUUGAGAACGCCCGAGGACCUGGAGAAGGAUUACAAGCAGCAUCGCAAGCGAUGGGAGGACGAAGCCUACUCCUGUCCCCGUCUCCGUGAACUCGUCAAAGCGAAAGCGUCGCAUUUGACAGAGAUUGACAAAGCUGUUCAUCUCGGUGUCGGGACAUUUGAUCCGAACGACGGUCUUAAUCUUGAUGGCAAGAGAUCCACGUUUGCGCAACUUGCGGCUUUUGAGAUCAUGGUUGAAGAACUGGAGAAAAUCACGGGUGGCAAGAUUGAGACGUUCUUCCAGGAUCCAGCUUUCAGCGCCUCCGACGAGAAGUUUCUUGAGAAUAUCGGCCAUACUGUUCUUGAGGAUCCGAAUGGUACGCAGAUGGUUGAUGCGAAGACCCUCUUCUUUGGCGUUCAUCUCUACAGACCUGUGUACAACGAUGCGCUAGAGGGUGAACUCCCCGCGCUUUUUGUCGGAACUAGCUAUGAGGAUUGGGGAGACAUCUUUGCAGACGAGCACAUCGAGAACGUGGAGAGAAUGCACAAGUCGUAUGAACGCUGUGCCUUUCCCCAGGAGAGAUUGGGCUGUGCGUUCUCGACGACGAGUAUCUACUGGAAACCCAAGAGUGAGGAGGAUGGUGAUGUCAAGGGCAAAGGGAAGGGGAUUGUGAUUGAAGAGGUUGAGAUUGAGGAUGGGGAUGAGAAGAAGGGGAGUGAUGGGGAGGAGGAUUUGGUGAAGAAGCUUGAGGCUACUACUAUUAAUUAAUUGUUGUUGGUAAUUGCUAAUUGACGAGUGUUUAUUUAUGUCUGGCGAUGGU